This is a messenger RNA of Gadus macrocephalus (Pacific cod), 5439 nucleotides long. It is a transcript of the gene casz1, whose product is annotated as castor zinc finger 1. Gene Ontology annotation, cellular component: nucleus. The record is from RefSeq and is a predicted model, not a curated record. The transcript is spliced from 7 exons. Gene Ontology annotation, biological process: positive regulation of transcription by RNA polymerase II; regulation of neuron differentiation. The coding region runs from base 1 to 3447 and encodes 1148 amino acids. Gene Ontology annotation, molecular function: RNA polymerase II transcription regulatory region sequence-specific DNA binding; DNA-binding transcription factor activity, RNA polymerase II-specific. NCBI's taxonomy places the organism in Eukaryota, Metazoa, Chordata, Actinopteri, Gadiformes, Gadidae.
AUGAGUGCACAGAAGGAGGAGGAGGAGGAGGAGGAGGAGGAAGAGGAGGUGGCCACGCGGCCAACCGUCGAGUGCCGUAACCCUGAAACUCAAGCGAAGGCUCUCGCCCUCGUCAUCAUCAUCAUCAUCACCGCGACCAACAUCUCCACCCGCCUCCUGCUGGUCGCCGUGGGCGACCGCGGCGGCGGCGGCGUGAAGCGCGGCGUGCAGCACAAAGCCCGCCGCCAGCAUUCACUGACGGCGCCUGGACCGAGAGGAGGGGGCGUCGCAGGGAGGAGACGCUACGGGAGCGUCGAGGUGAGGAGACGCUACGGGAGCGUCGUGGUGAGGAGACGCUACGGGAGCGUCGAGGUGAGGAGACGCUACGGGAGCGUCGAGGUGAGGAGACGCUACGGGAGCGUCGAGGUGAGGAGACGCUACGGGAGCGUCGAGGUGAGGAGACGCUACGGGAGCGUCGAGGUGAGGAGACGCUACGGGAGCGUCGUGGUGAGGAGACGCUACGGGAGCGUCGUGGUGAGGAGACGCUACGGGAGCGUCGUGGUGAGGAGACGCUACGGGAGCGUCGUGGUGAGGAGACGCUACGGGAGCGUCGUGGUGAGGAGACGCUACGGGAGCGUCGAGGUGAGGAGACGCUACGGGAGCGUCGAGGUGAGGAGACGCUACGGGAGCGUCGUGGUGAGGAGACGCUACGGGAGCGUCGAGGUGAGGAGACGCUACGGGAGCGUCGAGGUGAGGAGACGCUACGGGAGCGUCGUGGUGAGGAGACGCUACGGGAGUGUCGAGGUGAGGAGACGCUGCGGGAGCGUCGCAGGGAGGAGACGCUACGGGAGCGUCGUGGUGAGGAGACGCUACGGGAGCGUCGAGGUGAGGAGACGCUACGGGAGCGUCGUGGUGAGGAGACGCUACGGGAGCGUCGUGGUGAGGAGACGCUGCGGGAGCGUCGAGGUGAGGAGGCGGUGCGGGAGCGUCGCAACGGAGGAGAAGAACGGGAGCGUCGAGCGGAGGAGACGGUACGGGAGUGAGGUGUCGGGAGCGUCACCGAGAGGAGACGGUGCGGGAGUGAGGUGUCGGGAGCGUCACCGAGAGGAGACGUUUGGUGAAACUGUUUUCUACAACGCUGAUAGCACGUGUUGCACCUGGUCCGGUGUUGUCCUCGCUGAGCUCGCCGCUCUUCUCUCCGCAGGCUGUAAGUACAACCAGCUCAACAGCCACUUCCACUGCAUCCGCGAGGGCUGCCAGUUCUCCUUCCUACUGAAGCACCAGAUGACCUCGCACGCACGCAAGCACAUGCGCAGGAUGCUGGGGAAGAACUUUGACAGGGUCCCGUCCCAGGCCAUGUCCCUGGGAGGUCAGAGGUCGGAGGACAUGCAGCACCUGACCACCGGGCCGACGGGGGGCCAGCAGGCCGGCCUGAACUCGGGGUACGGGGGCCUCAUGGACGACACAGACGACUACAUGGACUACAUGGGCGGGGCCAGCCCCCUGGGGCUGUCCUCGGAGUCCUCCAAUCAGGACCGCAGCUGCUCCAGCACCCCGGUGGGGAACGAGGGGUCCCCCGCAGGUCCAGGCUGCGCCGUCACCACCGACCCUCUCUCCACCCCCGGCGACAAUACCGCCUCCCACAAUGCACCCCUUCCUCCCCCCCCUCCCCUCCACCUGCCCCCCCUCCCCCCUCGCUCCUCCCCGGCCCCCCACCUGCCAGCCCUGCUGCGGCCCCCCCUCUCCUCCCUGCCGUACCUCCUCUCUCCAUCCUGUCUGUCAUACUCUCUGCUCAGCGCCUCUCUGGGAGCCACUGUUGUCAUGCCAACCAACACCACGGCCUUCAGCCCCGUCAUUGCCACCCCGUCUCCGGUUAAAAACGACGUCCCCAUAGUGCAGGACGCCGCAGGCAACACCAUCUCCAUCCCGACGGCGACGGGCGCCAAGAAGCGCUUCUGGAUCAUCGAGGACAUGUCGCCGUACGGCAAGCGCAGCAAGACGGCGUCCUCGCGCAAGAUGCUGGACGAGGGCAUGAUGCUGGAGGGCUUCCGGCGGUACGACCUCUACGAGAACUGCAAGGACCUCAACUGCCAGUUCUCCCUGAAGGUCACCCACUACCACUGCACGCGCGAGAACUGCGGCUACAAGUUCUGCGGCCGCACGCACAUGUACAAGCACGCGCAGCACCACGACCGCGUGGACAACCUGGUGCUGGACGACUUCAAGCGCUUCAAGUCCACGCUCAGCUGCCACUUCCCCGACUGCCAGUUCUCGGGCAACAGCACGCACUUCCACUGCCUGCGCUGCGGCUUCAGGUGCACCGACAGCACCAAGGUGACGGCGCACCGCAAGCACCACGGCAAGCAGGACGUGAUCACCGCCGCCGGCUUCUGCCAGUUCAGCUCCAGCGCCGACUGCGAGGUCGCCGACUGCAAGUACAAGCUCAAGUGCUCGCACUUCCACUGCACCUUCCCCGAGUGCCGGCACACGGUGGUGGGCAUGUCCCAGAUGGACUCCCACAAGCGCAAGCACGAGAAGCAGGAGCGCGGCGGCGGAGAGCUCACGGCCUCGCCGGGGGGGCAGGAGGCGGGCCGCCACCACCACCACCACCACCCCCACCCUCAGCCCCACCACCCCCAGCACCAACAGCACCACCACCUCCACCAACACCCCCACCCCCACCCCCACCACGGGGGGCUGGGCGGGGGGCUGGGCGGGGGGCUGGGCGGGACGCCCCACGCCGCCACCUCCUCCUCCUCGUCUUCCGCCAUGGCGCUCUCGGGCCCCUCCCCCGCCGGCCUGCUCGGCCUGGUCCACGGGAGCAGCGCGGGCUCGCCCCUGAUGUACCCGCCCGUCAGCAUGGCGUCCGAGUACGGCCACGCCUACCUGCCGCCGCCGCCGGCCGUGAGCCUGGACGGCUCGCUGAACCUGGGCGCCGACGCCGCCGGCAGCUCGCUGUUCUUCCUGAAGAGCGCGGCGGCGGCGGGCCUGGGCCUCGGCGACUCGCUGGACCUCAGCAAGAAGAUGCACCACAGCUCGGCCAUCAUGGCCGCCGCCGCCGCCGCCGCCGGGAGCCACCACCACCACCAGCCCCGCCCCCAGCACCCCCACCCCCUCCCCCUCCACCACCACCUGCUCCACGGGGCGGAGCAGCAGCAGCCCCCGCAGGACGGCCCGGCCCGCGGGACGUCCGGCCACACGGAGGACGACCUCUCCCCCGAGGAGGGGGCCCCCGCCGGCGAGGAGGAAGAGGAGGAGGAGGACGAGGAGGAGGACGACGACGACGAGGAGGAGGAGGACGACGAGGAGGCGGAGGAGGACCUCAACACCGACUCGAAUGAAGACUCGAUGCCCGGGCCGGACGCAGGGAAGGACAACGGGGAACGCUUUCACGCUCCCGUCAACCACAGCGACACGCCCCAGGGGGAGGAGCCUGGGGCCACGCCCGCGGCCGCGCCCGGCCUCUAGGGAGGGGCGGGGCGCCGCGACGGCGUGCGUGUACACUAUGAACCAACAGACUCACUGAAGGGUGGGGCCUCAUUUAUCACGUCUAGGGACGCUCGGCGACGACAAAGGACACGCAACGCAACGGAAAGAAGACGGUAAUAAAUAAAAGAAAGACAAAAACAAGACGACACGGUGACGCGACGGCCCGAAAUGAUUUAUUAUGAUGUUUACAAGAUGACCAACAUUAUUAAUUCAAUUAUGCAUUAAAAGAUGAACGAAGACACCAAGAAUACGGCCCUCUGUCCCCCGAAGGUGGGGGCGGCAAUGAAUACAUUUUACUACUACAUCAGUCUUUCUGUGUGCGUGCAUGUGUGGCUUUAAGUUAUUUUAUUUCUUUGUUUUAUCGGUUCACUUUUUUGUGUGUGGAAAAAAAAUACUUAAGAAAAACAAGAAAAAACAACUCUCUCUAUAUAUAAAUAACUAUAUAUGUACGUAUGUGUCAGGAUGUUGAUAUACUAAAAGGAAGUUGGUGGUUUGUGCAGUCGACGCGUACUGCUGCGACCCGGCCCACAUUAUAGGGAAACUGAUCACUGAGGUGAAGCUUUAAAACAGAAUGUGCUCAAACGUUUGAUAGUUUUAUCUGUAUUAUUAUUAUUACUUCUAUGAUUAUUAUUAUGAUCCAUCGAGAGCCAGAGUUAAAACACUGCUCUGACCUCGCUCUCUCUCUCUCUCGCCCGUCACCAGUUGAAGGUGUUUUAUGUGUUCAUGACGUGGGCCGUUGGAAAUGGCCGUCGAACCCCGUUUGGCUAGUAGUCCGUCUGUUUAAUCUCUCUCUCUCUUUCACCUAGCACAACGAAAACAAGAACACCAACCUCUUGUGAUGUUCUCCCCCCUCCCCCCUCCCACCUCCACUGAGGAAUCCAGUUUGUUUAUCGAUAGUGCACUUUUAUAUUAGCCGGCUAUGAUGACGAUGAUGAUGAUGAUGAUGAUGAUUAUGAAUAGUGACGAUGAUCUUGGUGAUUAUGCUUAUGAGGUUGGAUAGAUGCUGAAAGAGAUAUUUAAAAAUAUUUUUGUUACCGUUUUGCAUCACUUGCGUUUUAAUUUGGCCGUGCGUCGUUGCCGUUGGUCUGAAGCAUAUCGGCUUUGUUUGAUUGUUUUUGUUUGUUGUUGUUUUGCGUUUGUUUUUUUGCGGGCGAGGUUGAGACUAAUGAGCUAGUGGCGGGAAAAACCGACGUGUGUGGAGUAAAAAAAAGAAUAGGCGAGAGUGUUUCAAAUGUACAGACUCAGACACCAUGCCUCCACAGAGAGGGUUUGUACCCUGCUCUUCACCAUGGCCGCGGUUCAGCUCCUUUGACGCUUUUUAUUUAAUAUUUAUGUGAUCUUCCAAUGAAAAAAAUUAGGGUGUUAUUGCACUUUUUUUUGGGGGGUUAUUUUCAUUUUUUUUCGUUUAAAAAACAUGACAUUUAUCUUUUAACAGGGACGUUUUGCUUUAAUUUGUUUGUUUUUAGUUUUAAGUUUGCUUUGAUGCACAAAAUAGAUGUUAGCGUGACAAAGUAGUUCUGUGAUUUAUUUAAAGACUGGUUUUAUUUACUUCUGUGAUCGGGGUUUUAGACGUGGAAAUGGCUUCGAUGGAAAAGGUGGAGCCUGUAAAAAAAAUAUAUACAACACUAAUGCAAACUGUGAUUUGAAUAUCAUUUGAAAGAUCGCUGCAAUGCUCAGAUACUGUAGGAUCGAAUUACAAAACUUGUCAAAGACACCCUUUGGUUUUGUACCGAGAAUGUUUAAGAAAGAGGAGUGGACAUUAUUAUAAAUUAUCUCCUGAACUUGGCAUUGGUAAAGAAAUCAUCGUACUAUAAGGGAAUAUGUGUGUAACUGAAAUUUCUCCCAAUAUUGUUUUGAGAAGAAAAAGGGUUGUACAGUAUUUUCCUCUGUAAAAAAAAAAACACAAAAAAACAAUAUAUGAUCAAAAUGCUCUUUGAUGAACAGCUUCAUUUAAAAAGAAAAAGGUAAAAA